Molecule: messenger RNA, 5397 nt
Organism: Letharia columbiana
Lineage: Eukaryota; Fungi; Ascomycota; Lecanoromycetes; Lecanorales; Parmeliaceae
Exons: 2
Coding region: 1-5397 (1798 amino acids)
Biological process (GO): rRNA processing
Cellular component (GO): nucleolus; small-subunit processome
Molecular function (GO): protein binding; RNA binding
Source: RefSeq, a predicted model, not a curated record
AUGGCGCCCAUCAAGCGCAAGAAUGAUGCUGCCGCUGAGGGUGCUCGACUCGCGAAGAAGCACAAGCCGUCCACCUACCCUCAGAAGCUGUCCAUCUUGAGAGAAGAGGAGCCAGCAUUUCCUCGUGGAGGGGCAAGCAUCCUGACCCCGCUGGAACACAAACGGAUUCAGAUCCAAGCAAAACAAGAUGUACUCUUCGAGCAGAGUACUGGCAAGAAAGCGGCCCGGAACGAGUUUGAAGACGAAGAAAACGAUGAGGAUAUGCCUGAUCAACUUAGUGGGCCCACCGAGAAGAGCAAGAGCAAGAGCAAGUCAAAAUCUAGAGACAACAAGGGCAAGAAAAAUGGCGGCGUUGAGAAGGCAGCAUUGCGUAUUGAAGGGUUGAGCUACAAGCGGCUCGUACCUGGUUCAUUGGUCCUUGGACAAAUUUCUCAGAUCAAUCGUUAUGAUGUCGCUUUGAAUCUACCCAACAACCUUACGGGCUACGUUUCCCUCACUUCGAUAUCGGACAAGUUGACAAAGCGAAUUGAAGCCCUGGCAGCAGAUGAAGAGAACGCAGACGAGCAGGAUGCGGACACGAAAGUCGACCUCAAAAGUCUAUUUUCUGUUGGACAGUACCUGCGAGCCUACGUGAUUUCCACACAGGAAGAAGCAGCCACAGGCGCGAAAGGCAAGAGACACAUCGAGCUCUCAAUCAAUCCUCGAGAGGCAAAUUCUGGUCUCAACAAGGCCGACUACGUGACGAACAGCAUGGUGCAAGCUUCUGUACUAAGUGUGGAAGAUCAUGGUUUGAUAAUGGAUCUCGGAACUGGAGACGUAGGCUUUCGGGGUUUCAUGUCGUCUAAAGAGUUAGGCCCGAAUAUUGACAUAUCAAGCAUCGAAGAAGGGUCCGUCUAUCUAUGCCUCAUCACUGGCAAGAGCUCCACUGGCAGCAUUAUCAAACUCUCGGCGGAUCCACAUAAGAUAGGCAAUAUCAAGAAGGGCAACUUUCUCACCAACGCACCAACAGUGGACUCGUUCCUACCCGGAACGGCCGUUGAUGUCUUGGUGUCCGAGACCGCGCCCUCAGGAAUCGCUGGCAAAGUAAUGGGUCUGCUCAACGUUACUGCGGAUUUGAUACACUCAGGAGCUGCUGCGAGCGGCAAAGAUCUCGAGAAGAAAUACCCGCCUGGAAGCAAGAUCAAGGGGCGCAUUAUAUGUACGUUCCCGACUGCGGAAGAGAAAAAGCUUGGUAUCUCCUUACAGGAUCAUAUCGUAUACUGGAGACCUAAGACCACAACCACUGCAUCUGUAACAGAAAAAUCGUUACCCACCGAAAUGCUACCAAUCUCAAGCACUGUCAAUGAGGCGAAAGUUGUCAAAGUCGAGCAAGGCACUGGAUUGCUCGUCGAUGUCGGAGUGAAAGGUGUUCGAGGCUUUGUCCACAUCUCAAGGAUAUCGGAUGGCAAGAUUGAGACUCUGGCGGAAUCUACUGGAGCAUACAAGCUUGGGUCAGUCCACAAAGCUCGAAUUAUUGGCUAUAAUUCCCUGGAUGGGUUAUUCAUAGUUUCAAUGGAGCCGAAGGUCAUCAGCCAGGCCUUCCUACGCAUGGAGGAUAUAAAGGUCGGACAGGUGGUCAAAGGCACGGUGGAAAAGAUGCUGGUCAACGAAACCGGUGUAAAUGGUGUUAUAGUCAGGAUUGCAGAAGGCAUCACAGGCCUGGUGCCUGAGGUACAUCUGGCAGACAUCCGCUUGCAGCAUCCUGAGAAGAAGUUCAAGGAGGGCUCAUCAGUCACCGCAAGGGUAUUAUCUACGAUGCCAGAGAAAAGACAGAUCCGUCUAACCCUCAAGAAAACUCUUGUCAAUAGCGACGCUAAUAUUUGGACGUCAUACGAGAACCUGAAGCCCGGCCUUCAAGCUCCUGGGACCCUUGUCAAUAUCUUGCCAUCUGGCGCCGUGGUACAAUUCUACGGUUCUGUACGUGGUUUUCUACCAGUAUCGGAGAUGAGCGAAUCCUUCAUCCAAGACCCCAAACAACAUUUCCGCACAGGUCAAGUUGUUAAUGUCCAUAUCGUUACUGUCGAUUCGUCAGAUGAGCGGAUGAUAGUAUCGUGCAAAGAUCCGUCAGCAUUUGGAGCUGCUCAGCAGGAGGCGUUCAAAAGCCUAAAGCCUGGAGAAACAGCCGUCGGUAAUGUAACAGAAAAGACCAGCGAGGAGAUCAUAGUAACACUCGAACCGGCAGGACUGAAAGCGAUUUUGCCGAUUGAGCAUCUUGCAGAUGGUUCAGCUCAGAAGUGCCAUUCUUUAGCUAAGAGGAUCAGAGUGGGCCAAAUCUUGAAAGAGCUGAUGAUCUUAAGCAAGCAAGAAGCGAAGCACCUGAUCAGACUCACGAGCAAGCCCAGCCUUAUCAAAGUUGCAAAAGAGGACAAAUUAGUGAAGGCUUUUGAAGACGUAGUGGAGGGCUCUGAGGUCCGAGGAUUUGUACAGAACAUUACCCCAACAGGUGUUUUUGUGCAAUUCGCGAGUGAUCUCACUGGCCUUCUCCUCAAGCACCAUUUACCCGAUGAAGCAGCUCUGCUGCCUAAUUUUGGCAUGCGCAGGAAUCAGUCAAUAUCACCGCGGAUUCUGUCUGUGGACCAUCGCCAGAGACGCUUUCUAUUGACAAUGAAGGCGUUGCCAGGUCUUGAACAGUCCGAGAGCAAGAAAGCUGCAGCUGCCAACUCUUUCGAUAUGAAUUUAUCUAAUCCUGUAGACGAGGUCUCGACAAGCGUUGAAGAUUUCACUCUAGGCAAGUUGACGAAGGCCAAGAUUGUGUCCAUCAAGGAAACACAGAUAAACGUCCAACUAGCAGACGCUGUGCAAGGACGUAUUGAUGUUUCAGAAGUGUUUGAUAGUUGUGAAGAAAUCAACGAUCGAAAGUCUCCUCUGAAGAAAUUCCACACCAAACAGAUACUCCCUGUUCGUAUCUUAGGGAUGCACGAUUCCAGGAAUCACCGAUUCCUGCCGAUCACACACCGAGGCAAAGCGCCAGUGUUCGAACUUACAGCAAAGUCAAGCAACCAGAGCUCAACAAAUCUGGACAUUUUGACGAUUGACAAAGUUGAAGCCGGCUCUUCGUGGCUUGUUUUUGUCAACAACGUUGCAGAUGACUGUCUCUGGGUCAAUCUCUCGCCAAAUGUUCGUGGCCGAAUCCGAGCCAUUGAUGUCUCAGACGACGUAUCUCAACUCAAUGAUUUGUCGAAGAACUUCCCGAUUGGUUCGGUAUUGAGGGCAAAGGUACUGAAGGUCGACGUUGAAAACAAUCGACUUGAUCUAUCCGCGAGGUCCGACGGGUCUUCAGCUUCUUUGACACUGAAGAAUCUGUCCAAAAGCAUGGUCUUGCCCGGAAGGAUCACCAAAGUCACAGAACGUCAAGUCAUGGUUCAACUUAGCGAGUCGCUCUCUGCACCAGUCCACCUCGUGGACUUGGCUGACGACUAUUCCAAAGCUGACCCGACUGCAUACGAGAAGAAUCAAACCGUCCGAGUGUGGAUCAAGGCCAUAGAUGUUCCCAACAAGAAGAUCACACUGUCAGCCAGGCCUUCUAAGGUCCUAAGCUCCUCAUUGCCCGUUAAAGACCCGGAUAUUGGGUCCAUAUCUCAGCUCAAAGUUAACGAUAUCAGGAGAGGGUUUGUCAAGAAUGUUGCCGAUAACGGAAUCUUUGUCUCUUUGGCCAGCAACGUUACCGCCUUUAUCAGGAUCUCGGAUCUAUCGGAUGCUUUUCUCAAAGACUGGAAAUCGGAUUUUGAGAUUGACCAGUUGGUGGAGGGCAAAAUCAUCGCUGUCGAUUCAUUGCUCAAUCAUGUCCAGAUGAGCUUGAAGAAGUCACAUCUUGACAAGGACUACAAACCACCUCUCGCUUUCUCAGAUAUGAAAUUGGGGCAAGUAAUCACAGGAAAGGUCCGAAAGGUAGAAGACUUUGGAGUUUUCGUCGUGGUGGAUGACUCUGCCAAUGUUAGCGGUCUCUGCCAUCGAACCAAGAUGUCUGACCGACCCGGUGCCAACCCGAACAAGCUAUACGAAGAAGGCGAUACAGUUCAAGCAAAGGUGCUGAAUAUCAACAAGGAGAAGAAGCAGAUUUCGUUCGGACUGAAGGCUUCCUAUUUUGGUAAGCAAUUCAGAGAUAAGGAUGCUGCAAUGAAUGCUAGUAGUCCAGAAGAUAGCGACAUUGGGGAUGCUAGUGAUAGCAAUGGUUUCAUGGGUGAGGCGGAUAGAAAGGGACUUGGCGCUUUACUGGGGGCUCACGAAGACCAAUCCUCGGACGAUGAAUUUAAUAUGGACGAUGUGCAAGACAUAGAUGAUAACCUCGGAAUGGAUGACGGAGGCGUAGACCUUCCCCAAGAGGAAUCUAGAGCUCCCAGCACUGCAAACGGUCUCCAAGGUCUCAGCACAGGCGGUUUCGACUGGACCGGCGGCAUGUCCGCGGCCGACAACAGAGACGCCCAAUCUGAGACCGACGCAGAACCAUCCCAAUUCAAGAAGAAAAAACGGAGAAAAGCCGAGAUCAAAAUCGACAAAACCGGCGACCUCGACGCCAACGGCCCACAGUCUAUCGCAGACUUCGAACGCCUUCUCCUCGGCCAGCCAAAUUCCUCCGUGCUCUGGCUCAGCUAUAUGGCGUUCCAGCUCCAGCUCAGCGAGGUCAACAAAGCGCGUGAGAUUGCAGAAAGAGCCCUCAAGACAAUCAACAUCCGCGAGGAGACCGAGAAAAUGAACAUUUGGAUCGGGCUGCUCAAUCUGGAGAACACUUACGGAACCGAUGAAUCCUUAGCUGAUAUCUUCAAGCGGGCAUGCCAGUACAAUGACAGCCAAGAGAUCCACGAGCGUCUCAUAAGCAUCUACAUCCAGUCUGGACAUGACUCGAAAGCGGACGAUCUGUUCCAAACUACGAUCAAGAAGCAUGGCAAAUCCCCAGAUCUCUAUAUCAACUAUGCAAAUUUCCUCAUGACUACACUAGCGGCUCCAGAUCGCGCUCGUGCGCUGUUACCUCGGGCAAUGCAGUCCUUACCUUCUCAUACGCAUCUAGCUCUUACCAGCAAGUUCGCCCAAGUGGAAUUCACGUCCUCGAACGGCGAUCCAGAACGAGGGCGCACGCUCUUCGAAACACUGCUUGCGCAAUGGCCCAAACGCUUGGAUUUGUGGAACGUGCUGCUCGACUUGGAGAUCAAACAAAGAGACAAGGAGGUCAUUCGACGGCUCUUUGAGCGAGUAACUGGGAGCGGACCCUCGCUCAAGGCUAGACCGGCCAAGUUUUUCUUCAAGAAAUGGCUUGAGUAUGAGGGUAAGGAGGGGGAUAGCAAGAGCCAGGAGAGGGUGAAGGCGCUGGCGGCGGAUUAUGUCAGAGCGCAGGGGAAGCAGUUUGAUGUUGAGCAGACUUGA